AUGUCUAGAAGGAACCCACCAGGCGGUAGAAAUGGAGGAGGUCCGACUAAUGCCUCUCCCUUCAUUAAAAGAGACAGAAUGAGGAGAAAUUUCUUAAGAAUGAGAAUGGGUCAAAACGGCAGCAACUCUAGUUCACCAGGGCUGUUAAAUGGUAAUGGCGACGAAGGGUCUCUCGUGAAGAAGGACGAUCCUGAGUACGCUGAUGAAAGAGAAAAAAUGCUCCUGCAAAUCGGCGUUGAGGCCGAUGCUGGCAGAAGCAAUGUCAAAGUAAAAGACGAGGGUCCAAAUGAAUACAAUGAAUUUCCUCUAAGAGCCAUUCCAAAGGAGGAUUUAGAAAACAUGAGAACGCAUCUUUUGAAAUUCCAAAGUAAGAAAAAGAUAAAUCCUGUGACAGAUUUCCAUUUGCCCGUCAGAUUGCAUAGGAAAGAUACAAGAAACUUGCAAUUUCAGCUGACAAGAGCAGAAAUUGUCCAAAGGCAAAGAGAGAUUUCCGAUUAUAAGAAGAAAGCAGAGCAAGAAAGAGGUACACCCAAUCCGGGCAAUAUGAAUAAACCAAGUACGACCCCACUCAAUAAUUUCACUAAGGUUGGCUCUCAAACCCCUGCUACUGACUCUGUUAGCAAAGGGAGUCCGGCAGACGGUGCAAGCUCUUUUACUGGUGCAGCAGCCACUUCUUCUGUUGCCUCUGAUACUCCUACCUCUGUAUCUGCUGUUGAAAAUAGCGUAGCCGCAAAUGCCUCAAGCACUGUAGCUAGGGACUCGGAUGGUAACACAGCUGCAGCGAACCCCGCCAAUGACAAGCUUUUAGUGACGAAACUGGAAGACGCAGGUCCAGCCGAAGACCCAACCAAAGUAGGAAUGGUCAAGUAUGACGGAAAAGAAGUGGCUAAUGAACCCGAAUUUGAAGAAGGCACCAUGGAUCCGCUAGCAGAUGUGGCUCCAGAUGGAGGUGGUAGAGCUAAACGAGGCAAUUUGAGAAGGAAAACACGUCAAUUAAAGGUUCUGGAUGAGAAUGCCAAGAAAUUGAGAUUUGAAGAAUUUUAUCCAUGGGUCAUGGAGGAUUUUGAUGGGUAUAACACAUGGGUGGGCUCCUAUGAAGCUGGCAAUUCAGAUUCUUAUGUCUUGUUAAGUGUAGAGGAUGAUGGUAGUUUUACCAUGAUUCCUGCCGAUAAGGUUUAUAAGUUUACUGCAAGAAAUAAAUACGCUACCUUGACUAUUGAUGAAGCAGAAAAAAGGAUGGAUAAGAAAAGUGGUGAAGUGCCACGUUGGUUAAUGAAGCAUUUGGAUAAUAUAGGUACAACUACAACCAGAUAUGAUAGAACGAGAAGAAAGCUUAAAGCGGUUGCCGACCAACAGGCCAUGGAUGAAGAUGAUCGAGAUGAUAAUUCUGAAGUGGAGUUAGACUAUGAUGAAGAAUUUGCAGAUGAUGAAGAGGCACCAAUUAUAGAUGGUAAUGAACAAGAAAAUAAAGAAUCGGAACAGAGGAUCAAGAAGGAAAUGUUGCAAGCUAACGCAAUGGGUCUCCGUGAUGAAGAAGCUCCAUUAGAAAACGAAGAAGAUGAAUUAUUUGGCGAGAAGAAGAUUGAUGAAGACGGUGAAAGAAUUAAAAAGGCUUUACAAAAGACUGAAUUGGCAGCAUUAUACUCUUCAGAUGAAGACGAAAUCAACCCGUACCUGUCUGAAUCUGAUAUAGAAAACAAAGAAAAUGAAUCACCAGUUAAAAAAGAAGAAGAUUCUGACAGUCUUUCCAAAUCUAAGAAGUCAUCCCCUAAAAAACAACAAAAGAAACUUGCGAAUGUUCUUGUACAUAAAGAGUCAAAUUUGAGAGUGAAGAGUAUCAAGAACUGUGUUAUUAUCUUGAAGGGGGAUAAGAAAGUACUUAAAAACUUUCCGGAGGGUGAGUGGAAUCCACAGGCUGCAAAAAAUACAGCUACCAGUAGUAACGGAUCAAAUGUGGUACCUUCGCUCAUCAAGGGCGAAAGGGAGGCGAACUCUGUAGAAGUUGAAAGGGAAGAAACUCCAGUUCCUCUGAUAACAGAUCAAGAUAUUAUUGAUGCUAUUGGUGAUGGAAAAGUCAAUGUAAAAGAAUUUGGUAAGUCCAUUAGAAGAAAAUACCCUGGUGCAGAGAACAAGAAGCUAAUGUUUGCCAUAGUCAAAAAACUAUGUAGAAAAGUGGACAACGAGCAUAUGGAAUUAAAGAAUGAGCAAGUUAAUUUAUAA
Molecule: messenger RNA, 2220 nt
Organism: Saccharomyces kudriavzevii IFO 1802
Lineage: Eukaryota; Fungi; Ascomycota; Saccharomycetes; Saccharomycetales; Saccharomycetaceae
Gene: TFG1
Product: transcription factor IIF subunit TFG1
Exons: 1
Coding region: 1-2220 (739 amino acids)
Biological process (GO): positive regulation of transcription elongation by RNA polymerase II; transcription initiation at RNA polymerase II promoter
Cellular component (GO): transcription factor TFIIF complex; nucleus
Molecular function (GO): DNA binding; TFIIF-class transcription factor complex binding; RNA polymerase II general transcription initiation factor activity
Source: RefSeq, a predicted model, not a curated record